Ornithodoros turicata is the source of this 1384-nucleotide messenger RNA. RefSeq lists its product as uncharacterized. Lineage: Eukaryota; Metazoa; Arthropoda; Arachnida; Ixodida; Argasidae. The record is from RefSeq and is a predicted model, not a curated record. Bases 58 to 834 code for a protein of 258 amino acids. The transcript is spliced from 4 exons.
CCAAGAAGCUCAAUUUAUCUGUUCAGUCAUUUAUGUAGGGAUGGAGAGCACAUCUAUAUGCCGCCUGCAGGGAUACUUUCAGAACACACACCGCGUUCAACUCUACUGUCACCGUCGUCAUCGCCAUCAGUUAUAAAUCAUGGAGCCUCGCAGCAACCUGCAUCCCUGCCGUGCCCAGAACCAGCGAGGAGGGAACCCGAAAGGCUGUGGACCACUCGCAAGACGCUUUUCUUAAUAAAUUCUUACAAAGAGGAGAUUACACGCGUCGGAAAGAAGUCUGCACACAAAACCAAGAAAGCUCUUUGGACCGAUCUGGCCAACAAACUGAACCAGGAAUUCGCAGAGGAGUUAACUGCAGUCCAGGUCCAAAACAGAUGGAAGUCCCUGGAAAGGGCUUACAAGAAUACAAAGAAAAGGAAUAACUCUUCUGGUAGUUGCCGAGUUACUUUUGAAUACGAAGAAGCUCUUCACGACGUGUUGGAAAAGCAGCACCACAUUACUCCAGUGGUACUUCUGGGCCAAGGAAAAUCAGUGGUUAAUAACGUUGAAGAUGACCACCUUGUUAAUGACGAAGAAACGCCGGUACCCGAUGUUUCAGAAGGCUUACACAAGACGCAGCAGCGGAGGAGAGUUGCGCGGAAGGAAUCUGCAGCAGUGGCCAUACGAGAGAUGACGGCAGAGCUGCGUCGCUGCAACGAUCUACGGGAAGCUCACCAUGAACAAAGAGUCGAACUCUUUAAAAUUUUCUUAGCCGAUAUACGAGCGAUGCGGGAGUCUCCCACAUGCACAUGUGGCCACGACACAAGGCUGUGCGCACAUGGACAGCAGCCGUGACUGUUCUGUCUCACAACUAUAAUAUGUAUAUGUACCCCAGCUGACAAUACAACAUUCUGGUUGCUUUUCUGUUUAUUUUUUUUUAUCAUGUAUGUAAUGAAAUGGCCCGGCACGAAGCAUGCCGACGCGACCUGUACCCUAAAAGUGACAGCAACAUUUACUUCGAGGACUGCUACAGGCCCAGUGCAAUGUCCCUACGUGUUUCUUCCACAUGUCGAUUGCCAGAUUCAUCAAUCUGCUCUUCUUCUUCUGUGGUCACCCACUCAACAUCGGGCAGCUCAUGGAUGUCAUCUAUGUCGUCUUGCUCUGCGCACAUAUUGUGCAGCACACAUGGCCCAAGCACUAUGAGACACGCUUGAUGGAUGCUGUCUGUGUCCACAUAGUAGAGACGUUGGAACCGCUGCUUGAGCACCCCAAAUGCGUGUUCUAUCGUAACGCGCUGCUGCGAGUGUACGAGGUUGUACUUCCUCUUCCAUGCAGAUAAACCCUGUCCAAUGUCUCUGUACGGGGUCAACAGCCACGGCAGAAGAGGGUAGGCGGAAUCACCUAG